AUGGCUUCAGACAAAGUCACUACUGAGAAAGAAACCAACAUUUGGUGGAAAAUGUAUUGGCCCAAGGAAGAAGUGAAAACAAAGAAGAAGCGCCUUCGUUUCAAGGUUGGAGAUAAAGUGAAACUCACUCAUCUGAGAAAUGUAUUCAGUCGGGAAUAUGAUGAGAGGUGGACAGGAGAAAUCUUCACCAUCAGCCAACCCCUAUUACGCGGUGGACUACCUCUGUAUCGAGUGAAGGACUACAAUGGUGAUGAAAUUCUGGGAACCUUUCACCAGCCUGAACUCCAAAAGAUUGAUGUGAAAGAAAACGAUCUCUGGAAAGUUGAGAAGAUUCUAAAGACGAGAGGACGUGGUGCUAACAAAGAACACUAUGUCAAGUGGUUGAACUGGCCAAAGAAAUUUAAUUCUUGGGUGAAGACAUCUGACGUUGAACACUUGUAA
This is a messenger RNA of Gigantopelta aegis, 441 nucleotides long. RefSeq lists its product as uncharacterized. NCBI's taxonomy places the organism in Eukaryota, Metazoa, Mollusca, Gastropoda, Neomphalida, Peltospiridae. The coding region runs from base 1 to 441 and encodes 146 amino acids. The transcript has a single exon. The record is from RefSeq and is a predicted model, not a curated record.